AUGAAAGAUAGGAAUCAAUCAGAAUUGAUCUAUUUUCUUAAAGAGCCUAAUCCUGACCAACUUCAAGUGGGUGAUCACAUCUUUACUCGUAGGGCUGUUGGAUACUCCCACCAUGGAAUAUAUGUGGGCGAGGUGAAUAAAGUCAAGUACGUGAUUCACUUCACCUGCACGGGAUCAGCAAUUAGCUCAACCUCCAUAGUUAGUAGACCUAACCACCAGGCUUGCCAAGUAUGCGGAUACGCACAAUAUGUGAAUCGUGGAGUGGUAAAAACUUGCCUUGAUUGUUUCCUGUCUGAGGACAAAUUGUACGUGAAGCAGUAUGAUGGAAAUUUGAUACCCUGCAAUGAAACUGUGGAGAUAGCCUACGAUCUAUUGGAAAAUGGGUUCGGCCAAUAUGAUUUAGCUGUGAACAACUGCGAGCAUUUCGCCACCUUUUGUAAGAAAGGAGACCCUCGUAGCACACAAGUCGACACUGUUGUCAUGGUUGGUAAUUUACUUCCUAAUAUUCUUCCGUUGCAGAUGUUUAAAACUUACCAUUUGAUUCGAAAAUGGACAUUCCGCAGAUAGUCUCACAAACUAUUCUCUAUAAGAAUAAAGAUAAUGUGCCUAUAUAUGUAAAUAUG
Messenger RNA from Manihot esculenta (cassava), 623 nucleotides. Its product is annotated as protein LEAD-SENSITIVE 1-like. The record is from RefSeq and is a predicted model, not a curated record. The coding region runs from base 1 to 567 and encodes 188 amino acids. Lineage: Eukaryota; Viridiplantae; Streptophyta; Magnoliopsida; Malpighiales; Euphorbiaceae. The transcript is spliced from 3 exons.